Messenger RNA from Cephus cinctus (wheat stem sawfly), 1469 nucleotides. RefSeq names its product putative methyltransferase C9orf114 homolog. Lineage: Eukaryota; Metazoa; Arthropoda; Insecta; Hymenoptera; Cephidae. The coding region runs from base 137 to 1354 and encodes 405 amino acids. The transcript has a single exon. The record is from RefSeq and is a predicted model, not a curated record.
UUUGAGCACCGCUCACCACGUCGCACAGACUGGCGCAGACCCACCACACACAAAACUGCAGCCACAAGCUUCACCCCUCCUGACAAAAUCAGUGUAAUAAUACACACAUCUUAUAAAUUACAUCUGACGUACAGAAAUGUCACCAACAAUACCACAGGCGAAAAAUUGGCGCGAGCAUAAUCGCAUUCAUAAGGAGCAAAGAAAGAAAUGGAGAGAAGAGAGGUUAAUAAAGAAAGUGAAGCACGAGGAAAGUGAGAAACUCGAGGAAACGAAGAAAGCUGAUGACAGGCAAUCUAUUAAAAAAGUGAAUAUUUCCACUGUGAGCAUCGCCGUGCCGGGUUCUAUACUAGAUAACGCACAGUCCCCAGAACUACGAACUUAUCUGGCGGGUCAAAUUGCACGUGCUGCUUGUAUAUACAAAGUGGAUGAGGUUAUAGUCUUUGAUGACAAGGGAGAGAUAACGGAAAGCGAGAAGAAGAAAUUAAGGAAAGAUGACGUUCUUGGUGAAGGACGAGUUGGUUGCAUUCAACUCGCUAGGAUAUUGCAGUAUCUGGAAUGUCCUCAGUAUUUGCGAAAAUAUUUCUUCCCUCUGCACAAAGAUCUGCAAUACGCAGGGCUGUUAAAUCCUUUGGAUGCGCCUCAUCAUUUGAGACAACAGGAUGUUUCCCUAUUUCGCGAGGGUGUCGUCACAAAUAAACCGAUUAAAACUGGUAAAGGUUCUCAAGUUAAUGUGGGAUUACUCAAUGAUGUUCAUGUGGAUAAAGUGUUGACUUCCGGCAUACGUGUUACGGUUAAAAUUUCUCCUGAUCAGGACAAUGCAAAAAAGAUAAAAGGACUUGUGGUGCCACCGAACAUACCCAUAGCGGAAACUGGAAUAUACUGGGGAUAUACAGUUAGAUUGGCCAAUAAUUUGACUGAAAUCUUUUCAAAGUGUCCUUAUGCAGAAGGAUAUGAUUUAUCUAUCGGAACAUCCGAUAAAGGAACUUCUAUCGAUGACAUUACACCAAGAAGUUUAGAGUAUAAUCAUGCAUUGAUUGUAUUUGGUGGAUUAUCAGGCUUAGAAGCUGCUCUAGAUGUGGAUGAUCAUUUAAAUGUUGAUGAUCCUUGUUUGCUUUUUCAUAAAUAUUUAAAUACAUGCCCUAUGCAAGGCUCAAGAACUAUCAGAACAGAGGAAGCCAUUCUAGUGUCACUGGCUGAAUUAAGGAGUAAGUUAGCUCCAAAAUAUACACCAGUUUUAAGCUCAGAAUUUAGUAGUUUUAUAGAAAAACAAAAGCCUGAUAAUUUAAACACAACUGAGGAAACUCAUAAAGAUGAUACGAAUGCAUAUAACUCAGAUGAUGAUUCGUCUGAGUGACUCAAGUUAUAUGCAUAAAGAAGUGUAUUAGCGACUCAUCACAACAUUGUAUAGUAACCACCUUUUAUUAUACAGAAAUAUUGUUAAUAAAACAGUACAAAAGUGUUAACCUUCA